This is a messenger RNA of Acanthosepion pharaonis, 669 nucleotides long. NCBI's taxonomy places the organism in Eukaryota, Metazoa, Mollusca, Cephalopoda, Sepiida, Sepiidae. The record is from the annotation of a GenBank genome assembly.
AUGUUCCCUUCUUUCAUUUUUCUUCAUUUUUAUCCCUUCCUUCUUUUUUCGCUUUUAUUAUUUAAUCAUUUUACCAUUUCUAACCUUUCCUCUUCCAUUUUCCUUCUAUUUUCUUUCUUUCUUCUUUUCUAUCUGUUCUCUUCUUCUUUUUUUUUCCAUAUCGUUAAACCUUUUUUUCUUCCGCUGCGGCGAAAUGCGACUUGCUCCGAUGAAGAUAUUUCUAAAAUGCUUGGGCCUCUUUUCUUGUCACCUCAUCUAUCUCUCUAUACCCGUCAGCACAUUAUCUAUCUAUCUAUCUAUCUAUCUAUCUAUCUAUCUAUCUAUCUAUCUAUCUAUCUAAGUUUAUCUAUCUAUCUAUCUAUCUAUCUAUCUGUCUUAGUCUGUUCCUAUCUAUCUAUCUAUCUAUCUAUCUAUCUAUCUCUCUCUCUCUCUCUCUCUCUCUCUCUCUCUAUCUAUCUAUCUAUCUAUCUAUCUAAAUGUAUCUAUUUCAUUCUGUUUCUAUCUAUCUAUCUUCGCCAGAAAAUUAGUUAUCUAUCUAUCUAUCUAUCUAUCUAUCUAUCUAUCUAUCUAUCUAUCUAUCUAUCUAUCUAUGUCCAUCAGAUUAUCUAUCUACAUCAGAUUAUCUAUCUAUCUAUCUAUCUAUCUAUCUAUCUAUCUAUCUAUCUCUGA